AUGGGCACUAAUGAUUGUUACAAGUGUGUUCAGAACUUUAGGGUACAGAGUUUUGAGACUCAAGGAAGUGUGGUCGAUGGUCCUUGGCAAAUAUCGCCUUAUGAUAAGUGUGGUAAGCUCAACUUGGGAGAGUGUCAUAUGGGCACUGAUGAUUGUUACAAGUGUGGUCAGACGGGGGUUCACUUUCUUAGAGAAUGCUCAAUGGGGAGACAGAGUGAUGGGGGCAAAAGAGCCCAAUCUUCUUCGAUAGCACUGCCAAACAGAAGUAAUCAGAUGGGUGCUACUUCAGGAAUAGGCCAAGGUCCAAACUGUUUGUAUGUUAUUUCUAACUGCCGUGAUCAGGAGAACUCCCCAGAUGUUGUCAUUGAUCCAGGUGUUACCUUGUCUUUUGUGACUCUUUAUGUUGCUGUUAAGUUCGGAAUUCUUCCCAUGUGA
This is a messenger RNA of Solanum dulcamara, 435 nucleotides long. RefSeq lists its product as uncharacterized. Lineage: Eukaryota; Viridiplantae; Streptophyta; Magnoliopsida; Solanales; Solanaceae. The coding region runs from base 1 to 435 and encodes 144 amino acids. The transcript has 2 exons. The record is from RefSeq and is a predicted model, not a curated record.